CGAUCAUGUUUGUAUGCUACGACAAAUUCUGUGUGUUGGAAAGUUUUCCCAUAAAUAUCUACUGGGCCAUGUCUUCUCGGAAUCUUCAUCGAGUUUCUUCAUCGAAUUGUACAUUCAGGAAAACUUCAACUUUACUCCAAUCUUACAAAGCACAUGAUCGGAAUUAGAAAUCCGAAGAGGUAGAGCAGACGACCACAAUAUUAAAGUCGCAGGACUUCCUUUCAUUUCAACAGUACGUUCACAUUCAUAUAACACAUUCAAAUACUUCCUCAA
Amoebophrya sp. A25 is the source of this 273-nucleotide messenger RNA. The record is from the annotation of a GenBank genome assembly. NCBI's taxonomy places the organism in Eukaryota, Dinophyceae, Syndiniales, Amoebophryaceae.